UAGUGCUGCAGGUCAAAGAACCAUUUCCAGCCUGGGCAAAAGCCCUCCUGGUUCUUCUGCUUCUCCUGGUUCUUGUUCUCAUUGUUUCCGGAGGUCUCAUAUUUCAUUUUCGUCACUAUCUAAUGUCAGAUUACAAGGUGGAGGUGGAUUCAGGGGUGGAGUCUGUCAUGCUGCCCUGCAAAACCACAGUUUCCCUGCCUAAAGAUGCUAAAGUGGAGUGGAAGGACAUGAAAGACAGGAAGGUCCACGUGUAUGUGGACGGCUCUGACCAGAAUAAAGAACAGGACCUGGUUUACAGAGAACGAACGAAGAUGAAUGAAGACCUGCUGAAAACUGGAGACCUCAGUCUGACCCUGAAACAUCCCAAAGACAGUGACACCUACAUCUGCACCGUCUACAGCAGUGAGGAAAAGAUUCUGAUGAAGAAGGAAGUGCUGCUCACUGUCAGAGUUUACAAAAUGGAGGUGGAUUCAGGGGAGGAGUCUGUCAAGCUGCCCUGCAGCGCCUUAGUUAAACUGCCUAAAGAUGCUAAGAUUGAGUGGAAGGACAAAUAUGGGAAGGUCCACGUGUAUGAGAACGGCUCUGACCAGCCUGAAGAGCAGGAACAGGAUUACAGAGACCGAACACAGAUGAAUAAAGACCUGCUGAAAAGUGGAGACCUCAGUCUGACCCUGAAAUACCCCACAGAGAGAGACACACAAGUCUACACCUGCACCGUCUACAGGAAGGGAAACAUCCUGCUGAAGAAGGAAGUGCAGCUGAAAGUCCAAGACUGUCAGGUGAUCGUGGAGGAGGGAGAGGAAUCUGUAAAGCUGCCCUUCCAAACCACAGCUGAGCUUCCUAAGGCGGCUACGGUGAAGUGGGAACGAUAUAAACCAGAAUACAUGAUGGUGCACAUGUGUCAGAGUGGAUCUGACCAGUCUGACAAACAGCACCAGGAUUACAAAGACCGAACGAAGAUGAAUGAAGACCUGCUGAAAACUGGAGACCUCAGUUUGACCCUGAAACAGACCACAGAGAGAGACAGUGGAGAAUACAGCUGUGUGGUCAUCAGUGGAGACAUCUGGAGGAAGAAAACAGUGGUGCUCACAGUCAAAGUCCCCAAACUGGAGGUGGAUUCUGGGGUGGAGUCUGUCAAGCUGCCUUUUAAAACCACAGGAAACCUGCCUGAAGACAUUAAAGUGGAGUGGAAGGAAAAAUACGGAAAGGUCCACGUGUAUGAGAACGGCUCUGACCAGCCUGAAGAACAGGAACAGGCUUACAGAGGGCGAACGAAGAUGAAUGAAGACCUGCUGAAAACUGGAGACCUCAGUCUGACCCUGAAAUACCCCACAGAGAGAGACACACAAGUCUACACCUGCACUGUCUACAGGAAGGGAAAUAUCCUGAUGAAGAAGGAAGUGCAGCUGAAAGUCAAAGUCUGUCAGGUGAUCGUGGAGAAGGGGGUGGAAUCUGUAAAGCUGCCCUUCCAAACCACAUGUAAGCUUCCUGAAAAGGGCACAGUGAAGUGGGAACGAUAUAAACCAGAAUACAUGAUGGUUCACAUGUGUCAGAGUGGAUCUGACCAGCCUGACAAACAGCACCAGGAUUACAGAGACCGAACAAGAGUGAAUGAAGACCUGCUGAGAACUGGAGACCUCAGUCUGACCCUGAAACAGCCCACAGAGAGAGACAGUGGAGAAUACAGCUGCGUGGUCAUCAGUGAGGACAUCUGGAGGAAGAAAACAGUGCUGCUCACAGUCACAGGGAGAGUUCAGGUCCAGGACCAAACAGGGGACAUCAGGAACAGAAGCAUUAUGGAGCAGUUCAAAACUAGCCAUGAGAAGAUCAACAGAAUGAUAUGA
Messenger RNA from Oreochromis aureus, 1844 nucleotides. RefSeq names its product butyrophilin-like protein 2. The record is from RefSeq and is a predicted model, not a curated record. Gene Ontology annotation, biological process: positive regulation of T cell proliferation; T cell costimulation; immune response. Gene Ontology annotation, cellular component: external side of plasma membrane. NCBI's taxonomy places the organism in Eukaryota, Metazoa, Chordata, Actinopteri, Cichliformes, Cichlidae. The transcript has 9 exons. The coding region runs from base 123 to 1844 and encodes 573 amino acids.